Myotis lucifugus (little brown bat) is the source of this 3309-nucleotide messenger RNA. It is a transcript of the gene IKZF5, whose product is annotated as IKAROS family zinc finger 5. NCBI's taxonomy places the organism in Eukaryota, Metazoa, Chordata, Mammalia, Chiroptera, Vespertilionidae. The transcript has 2 exons. The coding region runs from base 812 to 1867 and encodes 351 amino acids. The record is from RefSeq and is a predicted model, not a curated record. Gene Ontology annotation, biological process: regulation of transcription by RNA polymerase II. Gene Ontology annotation, molecular function: RNA polymerase II cis-regulatory region sequence-specific DNA binding; DNA-binding transcription factor activity.
UUGGACUUGCACCAGCAGCAAAAUCACUUCUCUUCCCUGGGUGGGGUGCUGCUUGAGUUCCUCACGGCAGCGCUGCUGCCUUCUGGGGCUGGGGUGGAAGGGCUUUCCCUGGAAGCUGUAGGAAGAGCACGUCCCUGCAGACACUCUAGUGUGCAGGUUGCUGGGCUGGGAUUGAGGGGCCACGGCUGUCCCCAGCAUUUGCUGGUUUUCCUGUUAUGAACGCUUGCCCUGUUUCCUUAUACAAAGAAGUAGUCGGAUUAGGUUAAGAGCCAAGAGCCAAAGACCUUUUAGCUCUCAAAGUCCUACAGUUCCAGCAUUCAGAGGAAUCUACUACAAUAUUUUUAUGUGCUUAAUUAGAAUAUUAGGAUCCUAAAUGCAGCCCAGAAUCUAGGACAUCUGCACAACGGAGUGGAACAGCGCAAAACGCAGCAUUGAUCGGUUUAGGCUAAAGGAAGCAGAGUAGGAUCUGGGGAGAUUUUCAUGACUUCCAGUUACAUUUCUAGAAGUGGCUGGAAACUUACACGUGUAUCUGCGUGGUCACUACUUACUCCCCUCUGUCUCCUCUCUGUCAAACAAGGGUAGCACCCUGAUCUCUUCUACAAACGCAUGGUGAGGACUGGUAGCAUUUGUGAGUAAGCGCAGUGAACUGUGAUCUUAGGAAAGGUUUUGUGCUACUUCAGACUAAAAUGCUACAUUGAGUUGCCUCUGAGAUGCAUACUUUUGCUGUUCUUUGUUUAUAGCUGGGACAGAUGGCGAUCAAAAUGGACUUGACCACCCAUCUGUUGAAGUUUCCCUGGAUGAAAACUCAGGAAUGUUAGUAGACGGCUUCGAAAGGACCUUCGAUGGGAAGCUCAAGUGUCGUUAUUGCAACUAUGCCAGCAAAGGGACAGCCCGGCUUAUCGAACACAUCCGAAUCCACACAGGUGAAAAACCUCAUAGAUGUCACUUAUGUCCAUUUGCCUCUGCUUACGAGCGUCACCUGGAAGCCCAUAUGCGUUCCCAUACAGGAGAAAAACCAUAUAAAUGUGAAUUGUGUUCCUUCCGCUGCAGCGAUCGAAGCAACCUGUCCCAUCAUCGACGGCGCAAGCAUAAGAUGGUGCCAAUCAAAGGUGCGAGGUCUUCCCUAAGCAGCAAGAAAAUGUGGGGUGUUUUACAGAAGAAAACCAGCAACCUGGGCUAUAGCAGAAGAGCAUUAAUCAACUUAAGUCCGCCUUCCAUGGUGGUUCAGAAGCCAGACUACCUUAACGACUUCACCCAUGAAAUCCCCAACAUCCAGACGGACUCCUAUGAAAGUAUGGCGAAAAGCACCUCAACUGGGGGCCUACCCAGGGACCCCCAAGAACUCCUGGUCGACAACCCCCUCAAUCAGCUCUCCACUCUCGCAGGGCAGUUGUCCAGCCUGCCCCCCGAAAACCAGAACCCCGCGUCCCCCGACGUCGUGCCCUGCCCGGACGAGAAGCCUUUCCUGCUGCAGCAGCCCUCGGCCCAGGCAGUGGUUUCUGCCGUGGCCGCGAGUAUUCCUCAGAGCGCCUCCCCCACCAGCCCCGAGCCUCGGCCGCCCCAGAGCCAGAGGAACUACAGUCCCGUGGCAGGUCCAAGCAGCGAACCCAGUGCCCACACGAGCACCCCGAGCAUAGGAAACAGCCAGCCGAGCACGCCCGCCCCGACCCUGCCGGCCCAGGACCCGCAGCUCCUGCACCACUGCCAGCACUGUGACAUGUACUUUGCCGACAACAUCCUCUACACCAUUCACAUGGGAUGUCACGGGUAUGAGAACCCUUUCCAGUGCAACAUCUGCGGGUGCAAAUGUAAGAACAAGUACGACUUCGCCUGUCACUUCGCAAGAGGGCAGCACAACCAGCACUGACCGGACGUCACAGUGCUCUGUCCUUGGUUGUGGCUUCAUGCGUUUUUUAGUUUUGUUUAUUGUUGGUUUUUGUUGGUAGGGGGAGGACCCAUCCCUAAUAUGCUAAUUUAAAGUUUAUACAUUAUAUUUAUAGAAAACAAAGUUGACAAUAGAAACAAAUGUUUUCCUUUUUUUUUUCUCCAUAAAAGUUUGUUCUAAUUUAUAUAUUAGAACAAUUAGACACAUUGGUGUCUGUUUUUUCCUUUUAUUUAGACUUUGAUGAUUGAAGUGCAAUCUUAAUCUUACAGGUAUUCAUUUAAACUCCCAUGCUUAAGGUCCAUGUAGACUUCAGAGCUUGAUCCUAGUGGUGUUUCACUAUAUACGCAGCUAGAUGUCAUGUCUGCCUCAUUUAAAAAUGGUAGAAUAAAUCACUUUCUCACAAACUUUGUUACAACUUAUUUCCAUGUUUAGCAGAGGAAUUGCCUUUAAAAUUGCUCUUUAGAUAGUUGAAAUACUAUCUAGUUCACUUAGUUUAAGUUGAAUUGAUAGUUUCAACUGAUAGAAGUAAAGCUAUUUCAGUAUAUAGUAAACCUUUUUCUUUUUUUCCAUAAGGGGGGGAUGUAAAACAGUUAAUUCUUUUAAAAUGAAAGCUAUAAAAAUUUGAGAGGAAUGUCCUGAAAUGAAAUAAAACAAGGCUUUACAUUGAAAAUGGAGCUUAAUAUUUGAAAACCUGUUUAUUCAGUCUCGUUUAAAAAUGCAUCAAUUUGCCAUUGGAUUCAUUUUAUUAUACUUGUAGUUUAUUUUAAAAACCACAAUACAUGAGAAUGCUGGAAAUGUCAGGUGAUUACCUAUGAAGACGCCUUUUUUGUUCUUUUAGUUUGAACCUUGUAUUUAAACGCUUUCUUCUGACGUCAUUACUGUCAGGUGAGCUUGACAAGGACAUUGAGUGUCUGUUCUCCCUCCUGUUCCUUUGAUGACCAAAGAGGUAAGUGACAGUCCCAUCUGGUUCCCGGAGACAGUCCUUCACGAAACACGAAAUUCCGCCUCCUGUUUCCUGCCUCCGGCCUUGCACCCAUUUGUUGUCCAUAAUUUCUCAGAUGUGUGUAUAGGAACACAUGGGAAAUGGGAUGAAGUGUAUUUUUAAAAACGAAACACAUCCAAAACGAAUUCUUCUCUUCAGAAUUGGCCCCUUAGAACACUUAGUGUGACUUCAGGUUGUGAUGCUCGUUGCCGUUGCACCAGUCUUUCCUGCGCGGCGACAGAGCCAUGGAAGCCGACUGCCUCGACACCUAGUGGGAAAGGACUUACCGUGUGAAAGUAGAUUUAACUUGUUUACAGAAAUAAGACGUGCUCAUUAAUCUAGAGGAAUUUUGAAUAGGAGGCUGCUGUUGAUAUAUUGUGUAAUAACUCGCUUACCCUGAAGAGCGCUUGGUCAAACAAUAAACUUACUGUUUCUAACUGUU